Trichoderma harzianum CBS 226.95 is the source of this 1880-nucleotide messenger RNA. RefSeq lists its product as hypothetical. Lineage: Eukaryota; Fungi; Ascomycota; Sordariomycetes; Hypocreales; Hypocreaceae. The record is from RefSeq and is a predicted model, not a curated record. The coding region runs from base 66 to 1544 and encodes 492 amino acids. Gene Ontology annotation, biological process: negative regulation of transcription by RNA polymerase II. The transcript is spliced from 10 exons. Gene Ontology annotation, cellular component: ESC/E(Z) complex. Gene Ontology annotation, molecular function: nucleosome binding; protein binding.
CCCAGAUUGAAACUCAUGCCAUACCACUCUAAUUUUGACGACAUUGAAGAAAACCACCAGGCGGGAUGGCUAGCAUCGACGAUGUGAACUUUGAGCUCCCCAAACUGCGUACUUCCUUCUCCCUAGAGAAUGACACCAGGUUCCUCGGCAGUGAUGAUAAUAUCGCAGAAUUCUUUGACGUCAAAUUCUGCCCUUACCAGCCCCUAGACCAUGAACCUGUCUUUGCUGCUAUCAGCAAAAAGCAUGUUGUUAUAUGCCGACUCACAAAAGACACAGGCGAUGUCAAUCCUUGUCAUGUAAUCAAUGUCAUAAGAGACGAUGACGAUGAGGCUGCCAGUUGUUGUUGUACUUGGACUAUGGAUGCCGUAAAUGGCAGGCCGUAUAUCUGCAUUGGCGGCGUUGAUGCCAAGGUUAAGAUAUACGACGUAGUUGAUGGCCGGUUGGUUGAGUGCUUUGUUGGCCAUGGCGGGGACGUUAAUGAUUUAGCCACAUCCCCUGUCAACCCAUAUAUCAUCGCUUCAGCUUCAGACGAUACAAGUGUACGGAUAUGGAGCGUGGAAGAAAAACAUAGGAGCCAACCAUGUUUAUGCAUUCUCGCCGGAGAAGGUCACUCUUGGAAUCUGCUUAGUGUGGCUUUCCACGAAACUGGCCGCUAUCUUUUGUCAGGUGGUCACGACCAGAUUAUAAACCUGUGGACUAUUCCUGAUCUCCCCAAUGAACCUAUUGAUACGCCCCUGCAGGUUCAUUAUCCUCAUUUUUCAACUUCAGCAGUGCACAGCGGCAUCGUCGAUUGUGUCUCAUUUUAUGGAGAUCUUAUCCUAUCUAGAGCUUGUCACGAUAACGUGAUUGUCCUGUGGAAGAUCGAAGGAUUCUCCUCAGAUGAUCCUCUACCACCCCAGAGUACUGCUCCCACGCCACAAAAUGUACUCCCGACGAAUUACGAAGAUCCUGGACGGCUUACGAGGUCUGCUUUCGUUCCCUUAACAUCCCCUCAAUGCCCAGUCCAAUACACACGACUAUUGGCAUUCCACACUCCGAACUGCGGCCCUCAGUUUUUCAUGCGCUUCAAGCUCCAUCAUGUGCCCAACCAGAAUCCGGUGCUUGCGUUUUGUAAUGCAGCAGGCAACAUAUUUUUCUGGGACUUGAAGCGACUGACUGCCCACCGCGAUAUCAUGUCGUCGCUAGCAAAUCAUACGGACAAAAGCAAACCGAUACAGCUUCCUAGUUGGCAGAAGCCCGUUAUCCCGCGGGCAAAAGCAGAUCCGCCAAGUAAGCCUCGUGCAGCCGGCAGUGAGCGAGAUUCAUCAACUCCAGUAUAUGUAAACCAUUCAGAUUCCCAGGAGUUCAGCCCGGAGACAUUGGAAUCCUGGGCGACCAAGUAUAGCAUGGAUGACACGCACGAGCCGCUACGACACCAUAAGAUGGAGUCAUCCUCGGCCAAUUUUGUGGGCAGACAGGCAUCUUGGAGUCCAGGAGGGGACUGGUGCGUCGUAGUUGGGAGCUCAAACACAGCUUUGUUGCUACAGCGCUGGGCUCAGAAAUGAAGCCGCGAAGUAGGAAGGGAAGCAGAGAAGGCAGUCUUUCCCAACAUCGUGCCUUGCUGCUCAUAGGUGCAUCCACGGGCGUCUCCUUCGUGUCUCUCUUGAAGAGAAGGCAGAGUUGCCACACCCAGCAUUCCAAAAGCCGUAGAAAAGAAGAAGAAUCAUAAUGCAAGGCCUAUAAACCAUAGCAGCCCAGGCCAGACCCAAAGACUUGUCAUGAGUUAUGGUACUAUGGCCUUGAGGUGCUAGAAUUUAGUAAACUCAAGUCAAUGGAGAGAAGUGACGUUAUCUCUCUUAACUGUAGAAAGCUCUCGUUUUUGGAGUAAGGCAAUUGGUCGA